AUGGCAUCGCCGUCAUCGCCUUCUUGCAAGCAUCGCAUGCUCUUGCUGGCGUUGCUUAUACUGGCGGCAGAGGCGUCGUCUACGAAAGCGGCGGCGUACCUGUACGACGACCUCAAGGUCACCUGGGGCUCCGGUUGCAGCUACUUCUACAUGGAUGGCGGCGACGUCGACACGCUCGCGCUCUGCCUCGACCGCUCCAGCGGCUCCGGGUUCGGCUCCAACGGAUCCUACCUCUACGCCCGCUACGACAUGGACAUCAAGCUCGUCGCCAACGACUCCGCCGGCACCGUCGCCACAUUCUACCUGAUGCCCGACGACGUGCCGUGGGAGUACCACGACGAGGUGGACAUGGAGUUCCUUGGCAACGCCACCGGCGAGCCGUACACGCUGCACACCAACGUCUACGUCAACGGCGCCGGCGGCCGCGAGCAGCAGUUCCAGCUCUGGUUCGACCCCACCGAGGACUUCCACACCUACUCCAUCGAGUGGAACCCCAAGUACAUCAUGUUCCUCGUCGACGACACGCCGAUCCGCGCGUACAAGAACGACCGGGCGCGCGGCGUGCCGUUCCCGACGUGGCAGAGCAUGCGGGCGGAGGGGAGCCUGUGGGACGCCGAGGAGUGGGCGACGCAGGGCGGCCGCGUCAAGACAGACUGGGCGCAGGCGCCAUUCUACGCCUACUACCGCAACUUCCGCGUCACGCCGUGCGUGCCCUCCCCAGGCGUCGCCUGGUGCGGCGACGAGCCGCCGGAGUCGGCGUGGUUCGACCAGCGGCUCGACGCCGCCGCGCUGGUGAGGGUGCAGGCGGAGAACAUGAUCUACGACUACUGCGUCGAUCAGAAGCGGUUCAACAACACGGGGUUCCCAGUGGAAUGCACCACGGCCUAG
This is a messenger RNA of Panicum hallii, 888 nucleotides long. Its product is annotated as xyloglucan endotransglucosylase/hydrolase protein 19-like. Gene Ontology annotation, biological process: xyloglucan metabolic process; cell wall biogenesis. The transcript has 3 exons. Gene Ontology annotation, cellular component: apoplast; cell wall. Lineage: Eukaryota; Viridiplantae; Streptophyta; Magnoliopsida; Poales; Poaceae. The record is from RefSeq and is a predicted model, not a curated record. Bases 1 to 888 code for a protein of 295 amino acids. Gene Ontology annotation, molecular function: xyloglucan:xyloglucosyl transferase activity; hydrolase activity, hydrolyzing O-glycosyl compounds.